Messenger RNA from Achroia grisella, 1358 nucleotides. RefSeq names its product clavesin-1-like. Gene Ontology annotation, cellular component: membrane. The record is from RefSeq and is a predicted model, not a curated record. The coding region runs from base 313 to 1185 and encodes 290 amino acids. The transcript has 7 exons. Gene Ontology annotation, molecular function: phosphatidylinositol bisphosphate binding. NCBI's taxonomy places the organism in Eukaryota, Metazoa, Arthropoda, Insecta, Lepidoptera, Pyralidae.
GCACGCGCAGCCCUCCUUUACUGUUUUUGUACUCGGUACCGACCGUUACUUAGUAUUAUUAGUAAAUAAACUAAAUAAAACAUACUAUCAUUAAACUAUUUUGUUCUUGAUAAAUAAAACAUACUACCUACUAAGUAAUUUUUAUCGAAUAAUUUUGUUCAGUUAUUUUAUAAAUUUUAUUUUAUUUAUGAGAGUGCGUAAAAGUUACUAACUAUGGACAAUGAAAUAUGUUUUGUGUGUUGUUUUGUGUUUUGAUGGAAGUAUAAAGCGGAACAUUGGAAUCAGAGACUAAUAAAUUAGGUGUAAACAACAAUGAUGUUCCAAGAGAUAGCGUUCAAGGCAGAGAUGGAUCGCCACAACGACCCUGAGUCUGUGGAGGAAGCGAGGAUCCUGUGUGAUGAGGAACCAGCUACCAGGCAACGGAAUAUAGAGGAGCUACGGAGGAUGAUCUAUGAGCGCGGUGAGUGUACUCCACCUCGGACCGACGACUCGUUCCUGCUCCGGUUCCUAAGGGCGCGCCGUUCAGUGCCAGCAAGAGCUCAUAGACUGAUGGUUCGCUACUGCAACUUCCGGGAACAAAACCCGCACUUAUGGCGCGACCAGGACUGGUUCAGUUACACUCGAAUGGGGAACGUGUAUGAAGGCGUACUCUUCGACCGACCUGAUGUCGGCAGGCUCAUUAUAUGCAGACUUGGUUUAUGGGACCCUGAUCAAAUCUCAGCUGAGGACCUUGUCAGUGCUUGUCUACUACUUUUAGAGGUGGGCAUCAUGCAGCCCAAGCUUCAAGUGUUGGGUGGAACAGCCCUCGUGGACUGUGAGGGAAUCACCAUGAAGCAUGUCAGACACAUAUCUCCGUCUAUAGCACUGCAAGCCAUUAAUGUUAUGGGGUUUGCGUUUCCCCUGCAUCAACGUGGGGUCCAUGUCAUCAACUGCUCCCGAGUGUUUGAAACUCUAUUCCACUUCUUCAAACGCCUGGCACCGGCUGAUGAUCUCUGGAAAAGAGUCCAUUUCCAUGGAUACAAUCUUAACUCAUUACAUAGGUUUAUACAUCCCGAUUGCCUCCCGAAACGGUACGGUGGUCUUCGAGAUGAGGUAUCACUGGAAUUAUGGCUAACUAAGAUCAAACAGUACAAGAAUAAGGACUUUGAUACCGAUAUGAGAACGCUGGGAUACUGCGUUGAUUGAUAUAUGUUGAAGGACAUUUUGCUAGCAUGGUUUUGUAAUAAAAAAAAAAUAGUGUUACUGUGGUAAAAUUUGGCAGAGUAUUUAUUGAUCUUUGCCUGUAUUGAUCUCUAUUUACGUAGAAAUGCUAGUUAUCGCAGUUGUUAAACGGGUAUAAUCACAGAGCAAUUAAUACA